AUGUUUUCAAAAACUCUUUGUUUUGGUCAUUUCCUUAACCUUCCCGAUUUUAAAGUUCAACCCCAAGUGUUUCAUGGGUUGUUGCUCCGGGAGGUUCAGCAACCUAAUGAUGCUGAGUUGUGGGUAAUGAUACGCGGUGUUAGGCUUAGGUUUAGCAUUGAGGAAUUUGCAUUGAUUACUGGGUUAGACUGUGAAGGUGACUGUAGUGUCUUAGAUUUUAAGCAAGAGGUUAAUAGUCUUUGUGAAAGAUAUUGGCCAACUUCGUCCUCUAUCACUAAGGAAUCUGUUAGGGAAUGUUUUACCACCAAGAGGUGGGGUGAUUCUGAUGAGGAUGCUGUGAAGUUGGCAGUUUUGUAUUUCGUGGAGUGGUUCUUGCUUAGUGGCACUAAGCAUAAAAAUGUACCCAAGUCUAUUUUAGAUGUUGUAGAUAGUGGGAGGUACAAUGAAUUUGCUUGGGGCCGGAGUUCUUUUGAAUUGACUAUUUCCUCAUUGAAGGGUAAGCUUGAUAGUUGGGUUGAGGGGGUUAGGAAGGCAAGGAGUUCGGGAAAGAGGCCGAGUGUUUUUUACACUUUGAUUGGUUGUCCUCAUGUUCUUCAAGUUUGGUUCUACGAGUGUUGUAAGUACAUGAAAGGUAAGUACUGCCAAAAGGAAAGCUCUCGUAUUCCAAGGAUCACUCAGUGGACAUGCAAUAGUCAACCUACUUUCAAAGUUUUGAAGACUACUAUCUUUGAUGUUUCCAAAGAUAAGCUGCAACUUUCAAAUAUGAGGCCCACGGCUGGUGAGUUCAAAGCUUUGGCGAAAAGCCAAGCUGUUGCUCGCAGUGACAUUUCUGUCAAGCUUGAUGCCUUUUCUGAGAAAUUUCAUGGGUUGGAGGUCAAGAUCGAUUCGUUGCAUACUUCCCAACAGAAGAUUUCAUCUGAUUCGGUUGAGUUGAAAGAGUUUGUGUCUGCACAGUUUGUUUCUUUUGGUGCUCAGAUGGCUUCAAUGCAGACACAGUUUUCUACUGUUUUUGCCGAUUCCUAUGCCAAGGAAAAAGGCAGUGACUCUUCCAAUGAUGAUGAUGGAGGUGGUGAUGAAGCAGAUUUUGAUUUAAAUGAAUCUGAAGAAACUGAUGAAAAUGAAGAAGAGAAUGUUAUGGGUGAUGAGGAAGGGGAGGGUAGUGAAGGUGAAGAGAAGGAUGGUCAAGCCGAUGAAGAUUCUGACUCAAAAGAAAAAAAUGAUAAUGGCAGUGAUGAUGAUGCCACUGAUAGUGAGGAGAAGGUAGAUAAGUAGACAAUGUAACUAGGUUUUAGUUACUUUGUGUGGUUUAUUUUGUUGUAAGUCCGUUUUAGGUAGUGCUCUUGUAAUUCUAUGUUAUUGUUAUGUCUCUUGUUAUGUUUUAUUUUUCAGAAAUUUGCAACUAUUUUCAGACUAUUUAUUUGUAUUUAUUAUGUUAUUUAUAUGGCUGUGUUUGUA
Messenger RNA from Cannabis sativa, 1455 nucleotides. RefSeq lists its product as uncharacterized. The transcript has 4 exons. Bases 1 to 1272 code for a protein of 423 amino acids. The record is from RefSeq and is a predicted model, not a curated record. Lineage: Eukaryota; Viridiplantae; Streptophyta; Magnoliopsida; Rosales; Cannabaceae.